Messenger RNA from Durusdinium trenchii, 6215 nucleotides. The record is from the annotation of a GenBank genome assembly. Lineage: Eukaryota; Dinophyceae; Suessiales; Symbiodiniaceae.
CUUGAAAUCGCCUAGUAGGGAAUGUUUCGUCGAUGGCUGUGGGCUUCAUGGUUCAGCCUUUUCAUGGUUCGCCCUAGCCUAGCGUAUUUGGGCGGGCUUGAGGUCGGGCAGGCCAAAUUGGCCGCUACAUCAGAAGCCAAGGGUUGGCAGAGCUACCGCUUCGUCAAUGACUUCCCAGAUGUUCCAGUCGUGGUUGUCAUGCCAGGCGCCUCUGACUACCUCACGGACCCGAGCAGUGUUCGACUCCGAAACAUUAGUCGCACCCAUUUCGAGGCGUCGAUCGCAGAGCCGUUGGGGAGAGAUGGCAGUCAUCCUGGAAUGAACUUCAACUACAUUGCUAUGUCCCAGGGCAUUUUUCUGGUCAAUGGGUCCACCUUUGAAGCAGGAGUGUUGGACAUCAAUGAACGGCAAGCAGCGAGUUGCCGGCCUUUGGCCUUUCCAAAUAAGGCCUGGGCGGAGGUGAGGUUCCAGCACAACUUUUCACAAGCGCCGGUCUUCCUCACCUACAUCCAAAGCUCCAAUGGUGAAGUCCGAGCCUUGCCCACUGAAGCGCCCUCCGAGCCGUGGCUUACGAUGGCCGUGACAGCGCUGUCUGAGAGCUCAGCUCUGGUGGCCUUGGACUCGAACACUGCCCCAUCGGAGACCUACAAUGAUGUGCCCGAAACCAUUGGAUACAUUGCGCUUGAGAAAGACUCACUCGGGACGCUGGAGGCCACAAGCGAUGGAGAUUUCCUGGAGCUCCAUGCUGAUGCAGUUAGAUGUGAAGCGAAUACCUGGCUUGACGUUUAUUCAGCAUCAGCGCGGGGCUGCAUGCGUGAGAUUCUUGAAGCUUCUGCUUGCUCCCAGGCAUUCAUCAACUAUGGCUCGACUUCAGGCCGUUGCGGUUGCAUUGAAGUCAAUGCAGAUUGCACACAGACGGUGUCUGAUGCGGAGACCAAGGUUUAUCGCAUUCUGAGUGUUUCGAGUCCGGCUGGCGCCCUUGUCACAUAUCUGGGGCUCAGCAAGAUCCUCGAAGACUCCAGCUAUAAGCAGAUCAAAUCUGGCUCUUGGCCAAGUGUCGGCUUGGGCAGUGCUUUGCAGUCCAGUUCUCCAGUGCUGAUAGCCAGUCCGGAAACUAGAGGAGGUGGCGAUGGUGUGUGGUAUCGCUUAAAUUUUGGCACGGUGAGCUCGAGCAGCGCCCAAUUUAUUGUAGAGGAGGCUGGAUAUAGUGGCGCAACGAGACAGGAGGUCUCCCUGCCGCUGGCAAGCAGCACUUUCACUGCAAACUUCGCAGCGAGUGGUAGCCAGACCUUUAGUUUUUCAUCUUGCGAUGUGACCCAGCUGGUUGAUUCUGGUGCAGUUUUCAAGGACAGCACAGAGCUUCGACUGGAGGUUCAAUGCAGCCAGUCAACUUGCUUGGACAUUUUGCGCGUUGGAGGUGACAGUGCGAAUGCCUGGAUGAUCUCUGGGAUCUCGAGCCAGUUCACGGUCAACAUUGGCCAAUGGCAAUCCAUCACUGUACCGUUGUGGACGGCCUCUUACACUGGCAGUAUCCCAUGGAACGACUUGACGUUUCUGGAGGUGUUCUCUGAUUUUGGCAAUGUCGACUUCAGCUUGCGUAAUUUGGAACUGUAUGUCGCACCGGAAACAUGUAAUGGAUUGAGAGACCAUGGUAGAGCGGAAACACUCUCCGUUUUGGCCUUUGAUGCCGCUUUCCAUGUAGAAGUUGGAACGACAACAACAAGCACUACAAGCACCAGUACCAGCAGUACGACAUCAUCCACUAGCAGCAGCAGCAGCAGCACCACCACCACCACCAGCACCAGCACGAGUUUCACAUCCAGCAGCAGCAGUAGCAGCAGCACGAGCACCAGCAGCACCAGCAGCACCAGCAGCAGUUCCUCGAGUUCAAGUUCCACCACUACAAGUAGUAGCUCCACAGCGAGUUCCUCCACUUGGAGCACCACCACUGGCACCGGGACUAGAUCCUCCAGCAGCACCAGCAGCAGCUCCACCAGCAGCACCAGUAGCACCAUCAGCAGCAGCACCACAAGCGAAAGCGCCACCACCCUCAGCAUCACAACCAGCAGCAGCAGCAGCAGCAGCACCAGCAGCAGCACCAGAAGCACUGUCACAGCCACCAGCACCACCUCCUCAAGUAGCACUGAAAGCACCAGCACGUCUAUCUCUGCCUCUACCUUCACUUCCUCAACCACAAGCCGAUCCGUAAGCAGCACAUCCAGCACCAGGAGUACCUCCAUGGCUGCAACCAUGCAGGCUAUGCUUCUAGUGGAGCUUGAGCAGAGCACAGCGGCAUUGGUCAGUGAAUUGCUUUCGGCGGAGAAUGGGAGUGCGGUGGUGGCGGAAGCCUUUGGCACGAUGACCGCAGUGAAGUUGCCAGGUUUGAACUCCACCACGACUCCAUUUGUCUCCAUUGCAGAGGGCAGCCCUGCUGCAGCUGUCCUCCCAUUGGAGGUGCUGGCCAUCUCAGAUGGGGCUGCUUUGGUGAUGACCGCCUUCAAUGGCAACAGCAGCCUUUCCAGUGGCUUGUCCAGCAGCAAUCCGGAAGGGGGAAGUUCCUUCACCUCGAUGGUUGAUGCUGUAGAUAUCUCUUUGGUGGAUCUAGGAAACUUGGUGCCACGGAAGAUUAGUGCCACUACUCCCAUCUAUGUGCGAAUCGCCACCAGCAACGCCGAUCCAGCUUGGCGCUGUGCCUACUUGGAUGGUGAUACCUGGUCUGUGGAAGGUGUCCGCUUGGCAACAGCCGAAGAGCUUCGAGAUUUUUUUGGCCCAUCGGCAGAUAUCUCAGGUGUUUGGUGUGCAACACUCCACCUCUCCAUCUUCAGUGCGGUGAUCGAUGUGCUGCUGGAUUGUACCAACUUGAAUGUGCUUUCCCCCGAGAAUUUGCAGGAGGUUCUGAAACGGGGCUGGUGGAUUCGUCCCCCUGCUUUGCUGCUUGCUGUGGUGCUGAUAGCACUGCUCGGUCUCCUUGUUCUGGGCUUCAGGGAAGAUGGCAAAAUUCGAAAGCUUGAUCUGUGGAGGGACGAGUACUUCUUGACAGAAGUGCCACCGGUGUCCAGAUGUAAUUGUGCUUCCAUCUCGGCCUCUGUGUCGACUUGCGUUCCGAGAUGCGUGAAAGAACCCAAGAGGUUCCAAGACUAUGUGCCUGCUUUCACGGCCGAGAAGUCUCUGGAGUCCUUUGCGCAAUUCAAUGACUGGGUGAAACAUUUGGAUAAGACCUUGGAACCCAAUCUGCCGGUGAAGAUGCAGGAGCUGGUUCUUUGCCAGAACACCUUGAGGGAAGUGGCCUUUGAGCAGAAGCUGCACCCAGCUUUCAUGAUGGGCCACAUUUGGGGCCCUCAGGGUUGGGUGCAGGGCAGCUUGGCCGUGCAGAAAUCCCCGAAGCUCAAGUCCUUACACAUGGAACUACAAGAGACUCUCCCCAAGGCGUUUCGGAGCAUUCACAGCUCCCGCUGGCGGCGGCUUCUGUCCACCACACUGUCGUCCCACCCUGUGGGCGAGCUGUGGCAGUGGAACUUGCAUAUCGCCUCGGCCAAGCGGGCGAAGAUUAUUGCCGAUUGCAUUCUAGGCUCGCUCGCCUUCGUGGCGCUGUUCUUUUCCGUGGAUGGCUCGGCAGUGGCCGCGCGCAAGGCUUCGGACUGUCCGGUGCAGCAAGGUACUUUUCUGUGGUAUGCCUUCGUGGCCAUAGCUUCCAUUUGCUUGAACUUGAUCCCUCGAAGUUUGAUCACAUAUUUUGCAUACCGCGGCUUCGUGCAACACCGUCCGUCGCUGCGGAACUGGCAGCUGCGCGUGCGGCGCUGCAAAGACGUUGGAUUCUGGGUAUUGGGAGUGGCGAUCUCCAGUCUCCAAUUGCUGCUCAUCAUGGCAUUUCUGGCCAAUCUCCGCGAAGCGGACGAAUGGAAAUGGAUGAUUUCAUUUUUGGUGGUCCUAGCGCGCAAGAUGCUCAUCGUCCCAUUGCUUGCGUGCAUGUUUUCAAGCAUUGGGACAGAGCUGGCAGCUUUGACUCAGCCCUCCUUCGCAUCAAAGCCUCCGAAGCAGUUUGGUCUUGAUAUGGAUCUGGCAUCUCAUGAGGCUACGAUGCCACAGUCGACCUCAGCUUCAGCCGUUUGGAUGAAGAAGGUGGAGGAGUUGGCGAAUCGAGGCAUCACCAUUCGUCAGCUGGUGGGUUUUUAUGCUGAUCUCAUUGAGGGGACUUUGAUGCCUCACUUUGACCCGGACCGCUCGACCACUCAUGAUGUGGUACGCCAAGCGAUCAUUCCUUCUUCCUUGAAGCUCAGGACAUCCCGAUCCUUCAUGGUCGUCAUCCACAAUGCGGCCAAGCUUGCUGCAAGGGACAUCUUUAGCUCUGAUCCCUAUUGCGUGGUGAAUGUGUCGAGGAGCAGCGAAUCCAAGCGGAAGUGGCAGCCCUGGAAGGGCAUGGGGCGAACCAGGACGAUAAAGGGAAAUUGCAAUCCCAGCUGGAAUGAGGCAUUCUUGAUGCAAUAUGUCUUGGAAGAGGAUGCCAUUCACUUCAGCGUGUGGGACGAAGAUGCACUGAGCAAGGAUGAUGCCCUGGGGGAAGUGCUGCUGCCGAGUCCGGCCUUUUGGUGUGGCUUUGAAGGAGACCUGAGGCUACAAGGAGUCAAUGAUGCUUCGUUGCGAGUCUCCAUAAGACCGUAUGACUGUAAUGCUGAUGGGGUGGCUGCCCUGGACAACUUUCGGGAGAAGGUGUCGGAGCGCAAGCCGUCGAAAAGGGUGUUACACAUAAGAGAUGCGGAGGCCUCAGAGGCCCUUCCCAGCAACGGGGCAGACUCACUAGAUUUGUCGGAGAAGCUGGUGGUGAUUCCCUCUCCCAGACUCUGGCCUUUGGAAGCCUCUCGAGGGGCCUUUGAGGAGAAAGCGCCCACCGUCUCAGGCCUUUCGUAUGCUUCUUGCGUGAACAUGGGUCGUCCUUGUCCAGCAGAGAAGAUGGUGACGCACAGCUGGGGCAACAAGUUCAGCUAUUUGAUUGGUGCCAUUCUCGGUGAUGCUUUGCAAGCUGAACGCUAUGAUGGCGUAGUGGAGCUACUGAAAAAGCACCAAUUUCAGGAGUUGUGUGAGGCGCUGACGCGCAACGAGAGCUUGGAUACUCCUUACUGGGUGUGCGCCUUUUCAGUGAACCAGCAUCGCGGCAUCUGUGCGACUCCACCGGUCGUCGACUCCAUGGGCUAUCGCAUCGUGCCGUGCGACUGCGCCACGGAGAAGCAUUUCAACGGAGACCUGAGUGAAAUGAACAAGUUUGAUGACAUGAUGGCAUAUCUAAAACGUCACUUGCGCCGCAUGAGCACCACUGUACGCCUGGAGCAGGUGGUGGCCAUGGAGCCCGACUUUGCGUUGCUCAAGCGCGUGUGGUGCAUCGCAGAGCUGGUGGAGGCCAAUGAGUUGCAUCUGAACCAGACCAUCAUGAUCCACUCGGCAGCCUCUCGGAAUGAGUGCUUGCAUCGGUUGUUCUCCUUGGAUGUUCGAAUGGCGGAAGCCAGUUACCCAGCGGACAAGGACCUCAUUCUGGCCAAGAUUGUGGACGUGGAUCGUUUCAACAAUCAGCUCCAGGAGUCUCAGAUAUGUUUGUUUGAUCGAAAUGGGAUCACUUCCUUCUAGGUCGGCUCCCGUCCGUUCCAAGCCAUGCACCUUCUGGUCGGUCGUGGGAGUCAAGACGGACCGUGGCUGUGGGUCAGUCGAGCCCGUCGACCGAGUCCACCAAGUCUGAGUCGCCGCGAAGAGGCUGGGGGGUCGUCACGGGGCCGACUGAUCGAUCAGUCGGUCCGGCCACUUUGACCAUCCAAGGAUUUGGUCCUCCAUCGAUUGGACACUUUCCUUGAGGGCGGCCAUUCAAGAGUGGCCGCCAGGAUUUUGGAUGAGGUAGUGCUGGCUGUGGCUACGGUGGCCUUUUGAUCCGGCCUGUGCCUGGCACUUCCGUUUUCCAUGUGAUCUCAACAUGUCUUAUUCAAGGUGAGAUCGCUACUUGAAUUCAGGAGGCCCCCCAUUGCGCCCAUUUCCCAUAGCUCUUUAAAAGACGCUAUAGGCCACAAGCACAGGCAAGUCUGUUUGCAAAAGGCAGCUCCGACAUUCAGCAUUGCUGGGGAGGUCCGAGUGUGCCAAGGUCAUUUUUGCCGAAUUGUUCAUGAGUCUGCCAUCAUUCUUGAUGGCCAUGGCUGAACAGGUUCAACUGAAUGACGUUCCUUGCAACAACAUCAAGC